This is a messenger RNA of Colletotrichum godetiae, 2848 nucleotides long. RefSeq names its product YL1 nuclear protein-domain-containing protein. Gene Ontology annotation, cellular component: nucleus. The record is from RefSeq and is a predicted model, not a curated record. Gene Ontology annotation, molecular function: ATP-dependent H2AZ histone chaperone activity. Lineage: Eukaryota; Fungi; Ascomycota; Sordariomycetes; Glomerellales; Glomerellaceae. Gene Ontology annotation, biological process: chromatin remodeling; regulation of DNA-templated transcription. The transcript is spliced from 2 exons. Bases 447 to 2825 code for a protein of 792 amino acids.
CUCAUGUUCUCUAACGACGAACCAUCUGCGUUACGAAUACCAACGCCACACAAAUGGUGUUAGCCAGUCUCACCAGUGGCCUAUGCCUCGGGUGACGCCGUACGGAGGUGACGCCCACUAAGCCCCACUGAGGGACUCGGGGCCGUUGGUCGCUGCCCGCUGCCCGCUAACUCCCGAUUCGCUUGUAGUUGGUACCUUGUCGGGAGGUCCUGGGAAAGUCGAAUUGUCAGACGUCACAAGUGCCGCGACGGCCGCUGCAUCUACAAUUUUUUUUCCCCCCAGAACGCGUCUCCCGCCUUUGCUCUUCAAGAACCAUCAACGUCAAAAUUCUACCCACGUAACUCAUUUCACUCGAACAGGCCACCGGCUUUGCACGCCGCACCCACCACCGCGCGGCAGAGAUGGGUUAAAGGCCCAACUCGACACUUGCCAUUUCGACCGACGCGAUGGCUACGACCACAAACGGCACCAAACCUUCAUCGCGCGAUGAGUCUUCGGACUCUAGCGGCAGCGACAGCGAAAAUGAGACCCCGACAGUCACCACCCCGACGACGGUAGAAUGGCUCGCGACCGGUCGAUCAAAGCGGUCUACCGCCGGUAACCGCAUGAAGUCGAUGCUCGCCAAUGAAGAACCUGACUCGGACCUCGAACUGCUCUUCGCCGAAGACGACAACGACGAAGGCUUCAGCGAUGUUGACGAUGCCGGUUCCGACGUGCAGAUGGACUCAUCGUCCGACGACGAGGACGACCAGCAGCAGGGGGAUGACCUGGAGGGAGAAAAGGAGCUCGAGAAGCAGGCCAGGGAUAAGAAGCUGGCGUCGCGGAAACGCAAGGCCCAGGAAGCUAUCCCGGCCAAGUUCAGAAAAAAGGUCCGCAUCGAACAGACCGCCGCACCCGCGCCGCGACCGAAGAAGAAGUCGGAACGAACGAGCUGGCUGCCCUCGGUGGCUGACAUGCCUAUCCGCGCCUCGCUCCGCCAGACGACGAUGCUCAGCAAGGAGCAGUUGCACCAACAGAUGAAGGAACGCGAGGCGAAGCGGUUGAAACAGGUGGCCAUCAUGGAGAAGAAGGCAAAGAAGCUGGAGGCGUCGAAGAAACCGCCCAUGACACAGGCGGAACGGCUAGCAGAGGCUGCUCUCGUCGAAAAGCGCAACGCAAAGUCGUUGAACAGAUGGGAGGUGGCCGAAAAAGCGCGAGAAGAAGAGAGGCUUGCGAAGCUCGCCGCACUCAACAACCGAACACUGAAGGGCCCUGUAGUAACGUACUGGAGCGGCAUCGGCGAGUGGGAGCAUCAUCUGAAGCACGUUGGCAGGGUCGCCGAGGAGGAGAAGCCCGUUCGGAAGAAGAGAGAAAAGAAGGAAAAGGUGGACAAGACGAAGGGCAAGGAGAAGGACCAGAAGGAUGGCAAGGAGGACGCCUCAGCGUUGAAUGCUUCUGAGCCGACGGUGCCUGCGGCGACAACAGAGCCAACAGCAGAGGGGCAACAGAACACAAAGCCUGAUGCUUCGCUAGUUCCUCCGACGUCAACGGACGUCGAACAACCUCAGCAGAACGAUACUCCAAAGGUACCAUCGCCAUCGACGCCCGCCCCGACAGACUCUACACCGACAGUGAAGACAGAAGACCGUCCUCAUGUAAUGGCUCCCCCGCCCAUUCCUCCACCGCCAUCAUCGUCACUCGCCAUGCCCAAACCCGAAGACAAAUCCAGGAUGAUGGCACCGCCAUCAAUGCCUCCACCGCCGACCUUUGGAUCCUCGCCCAUGGCUCCUAUUCCUAUUUCGCAACCUCCAAAGAGUUCGGUGUUGGCAGCUCCAGUGCUCGCGCCGCCUGUUCUCGCACCUCCCUUGGGCGGCAUCCACCUAGCCCAACACACGACGCAGCCAAAGUCGAAUGUUCUGGCGCCUCCUAAUCCAUGCCAGCACAAGUCUCCUCUCUCCAUGCCAGCCCCUCCCCCUCCUCCGUCAGCAAGACCGCCGCCGCCUCCCUCACUAGCAUCACUCCAGCCGAUACAACCAAUCGCUCCGCCUAAACCUCCAUCACAACCCGCAGUCGAUCCCUCUCCUCCCCCACCGCCUGCGCCGCCUGCGCCAGCAGAGGCACCAGCGCCCAAGGAGCCUCCCCCAAGCGAGGUCGCUCGCAACGCCUUUAUCCUCCGCAACUUUGACGAAGAGCGUGUGCGUGACAAGACAGUGCAGACCCAAAUUCUCUUUGGACGACGGAUGGACCGCCUUGCGAAGCCAGCACCUCGACCAGUAUGUGUCAUUACCGCCCACCCCGCUCGCUACCGCGACCCUGAGACGGGCUUACCUUAUUUCAACGCCUACGCAUACCGCGAAAUCCAACGCCUCCGCCGCGGCGAGUACAAGUGGAGCAGCUUGCUCGGCGCAUGGGUCGGCAGCUGCACAUACGCUGCUCGUGGAGUGCCGGAACGGUUCCUCAAGGGAGGACCGCCAAGACAGCCAAAGAAGAAGGAGGCUGAAGAGGAGGAGGCCAAGAAUGCAGAGACGGCCAACGGCGCCGUCGGGGAGGGCACCGAGAAGCAGGAACCCAAUGAUGCCAAGACGACACCGCCCGCUCAGGAGGUAGUGGUGGAUGGGCCGACAACCAAGAUGGAUGCUGUGACGGCUGCCGCGACGGUGCCUUCAUCGUCACCGUUGGCGGCGCAACCGCAGGCCCAGCCGCAGCCGCAGCCGCCAGCCCAGCUGCAAGCGCCGCAACCAUCUCCACCGGGCAAAGCUCAAACAACCCAGGACAAGGAGGCGAAGCCGGCCGUCGCCGAGUCUGCCCCACAACCCGCUGCCGCUUCGGUCGCGACUGCUGUCUGACCACGGCCGAUUGAGGAUUUUUU